CAGGUUUUCUUCUCCUCCUUUUUCAGUCGCUACAUUUCAGCAAUUCCCACUUGCCCUCUUCUGUUUCAAUCAACGUCCCGCGGUUUUUUUCUUCUUCAGUCGCAGCAGGCGUACUAUCAUUAUCUACUCAGAGCGAAGCCUUGGUCGGUUAUCGGUUGAUAUAGAGUGGUUCAGUCGGUUUGCCUGGCCGUGCGUUGCAGUCAGACUCGUCAUUCUUCUCCCUUUGUACUCCCCUUCCAGACUUGCAAAGACUAAACCCAGAUGUCUCUUUCAUGGGCUUCUUACGUUCGUUUUCCCAUCCAGCUCAUAUCUCCGUCGGCUCAAUCACCCCCGCUUGUAAUCCAAAAACAGACAAGGGUUCUUUUGUUGUUCAAGCUGCAUGGACUCGGAGAUCUCGAAGUGAAGCUGCAAAAAGACCUAACAGGAAAUCAUGGAAACAGAGGACGGAUAUGUAUAUGAGGCCAUUUCUGCUGGAUGUUUUCUUCUCAAGGCGGUUUAUCAUAGCAAAAGUGAUGCACCGGCCAACCAGUAAAGUAAUCUCAGUAGCUACCACGAAUGCCAAGGAUUUGAGGUACUCAAUGCCGUCACUCACAGAUCACGAUGCUUGUCGAGUUGUAGGAAAGCUGAUAGCAGAGCGAUCGAAGGAAGCUGAUGUGUUUGCAAUGUCAUAUGAGCCUAGGAAAAAUGAACGGAUUGAGGGUAAGCUUGGGAUUGUUCUUGAUGCCAUUAAGGAGAAUGGGAUCAUUUUUGUGUAAAAAUUGAUAAUGCACAUCAUAUUCAAGAGCAUCUUUCUGUUGCUAAAUGCUUGCAUGGGCAGUAAGCAUGAUUGAAUUUGGCUUAUGUAUCUCAGGUUUCUAAAUUCCAUGUUGUUAUAUUCUCCA
Malania oleifera is the source of this 881-nucleotide messenger RNA. RefSeq lists its product as uncharacterized. The transcript is spliced from 4 exons. Gene Ontology annotation, molecular function: structural constituent of ribosome; 5S rRNA binding. The record is from RefSeq and is a predicted model, not a curated record. Gene Ontology annotation, biological process: translation. The coding region runs from base 273 to 755 and encodes 160 amino acids. Lineage: Eukaryota; Viridiplantae; Streptophyta; Magnoliopsida; Santalales; Ximeniaceae. Gene Ontology annotation, cellular component: ribosome.